Planococcus citri (citrus mealybug) is the source of this 2555-nucleotide messenger RNA. RefSeq lists its product as uncharacterized. The coding region runs from base 537 to 2366 and encodes 609 amino acids. Lineage: Eukaryota; Metazoa; Arthropoda; Insecta; Hemiptera; Pseudococcidae. The record is from RefSeq and is a predicted model, not a curated record. The transcript has 13 exons.
ACAUAUUCCUACAAUGAACUAUUUUUAAUUGGGUACCUAGUACCUACUUAUGGCUUUAUUUCAUACAGGGUGCCCAGAAAUAUCGUGAACCCCUAAGAAAGUUUUUUAUUAAAAAUAUAGGGUGGCAAUGCGAAAUAGAUGCGUACGAUUGGUGGAAUGUUAUCACCUCAGUCUAACAACCAAACAUGCGCUAUCAUUAUUAUCAUUCACUGUGAUCAACCGAAACAUUCAGCAGAAAACUUUUUUAGGGGUCACGACAUUUUUGGGCAACCUAUUUGUUUUUUAGCGCAUGUUUUUCAAAAGGUACCUACUACCUACUUCUCACUUCUCAUGCAGUUGCCUUUAUUCAUAGUAAUGCAAUGUACUUAGAAGUAGAAUAACUGAAAACUUUCAUAUCAGGAGAGUAUGUGUCCCAGUUUUUGAGAUAAACCCAAUUGUCAACGUCAUCUUCCUAUAUGGAACGUCAGUUUUACGGAUUGUAAGUCUACCUACACCCACCCACCUACCUACCUACAUAAAAUUGCAGUGAUUGCUCAAUGAAAAAAUAUUCUGGUUCUUGGUACGAGUUUAUCGAUGUAAUUUCAGGGAAAUCAGUUAUUGUUUCUUUUUAUUGCGCGUACGUGAUUUGCAAUUUUUCAAUCGAAUACAUCGCUCGUGUUACCGAAGUCAGCAAAAAAGGAGCCAUGUCCCAGUCUAAGCAACAAAGCAGUUCUUUCCAAGAUGCUGAGCAGUUUUUGUCGCAUUCGUAUUCAUCUGAAGAUGAAUUCGUGGAAAAGUACAAGAAGUUUUACCAAGGAAACGCAAAAUCCAAACAACUUUAUCUCUUCGUUUUAAUUACACUAGAAAAUUCGGUAGUAUCAGUUAUUUCUACUUACGAAAGGUCGUGGACAGAAGAAAGUAGUCUUGAGUCGAUUUUCAAGGAAGCCGAUGAAUUUGGGGAGGAAAUACAACAGUUCCUCAAGUUCCCUGAUGAUAAACAAGUUAACAUCCUUCUCAAAAUGUAUUUCGACCUGAAAAUGACCAAACUUAAACUGGAAAUGACCAAAUCUGCCAUCGCUGGAAUGGGUUCGAUUUCAAAGAAACGCGAGAAAAUUGAGGAGGAAAUACAAAAGUUCCGCGACUUACAUGACGAUAAAAAAGUUAACAGCCUUCUCGAAAUGCAAUCCGACCCGGAAAAUAUCAAACUUGAACUGGAAAUCGAGCGGAAUAAGACCAAAUCUGCCAUCGCUGAAAUGGAAGAAGAACGCAAUUUACGUAAAACGUUGCAAUGCCUAAUGGACUUUGCAGAGCUGAUGGAAAGCUUCCUGGAAUGGUGCUAUCCUAACUGGGCUGGCGUUAGAAAACCGUAUACUUAUGGAAAAGACGUUUGGAAACACGUUCUCUACAACUUAGAAGAUCCGCAAGUUCAACUCCUAAAAACUGAAUUGAGAAAAGCAUCUAUAUCGGAAGAAAGUUUUAUCCGCGCUAUGGACUCGUUUUUAAAAUUAGGAUUUCAGAAUGCGCACUUUGUGAUGAGACCCAUCGAGCGCCAAGAUGCUUACCCCGUAUUUUUGAAAUCCCUAAGCUCAGCUGGAAAAGUAGUGGUUCGGACAAUAUUGAGCUUUAUGUUCCGAUUCACAGAUGAUGAUAAACUCAUCUUAUUGAAAUAUUCAUCAGAAAUGACAACCACAACUCCUAAUCCGGAAGACAUUGCUGCAGCCGAAAAAAUGCGCCAGGAUACUGAAGUACAGCGAAACGUUUACAGAUUAAUACAUAUACCAAACUUUAAGUUAUCCUUACGCGAUGAAGAUUAUUUAGAAAAAGAUGUCAAAGACUUUGUCGAGAAACUCAAUGGAAAAGGCGAUUUCAACAUACGAAUGACUUGCGCGUUUAUCGCCAUGACUGAAGAAAAAAAGGGAGCAUUUAUUUUGUUCGACAGUUUUCACAGUGCAUUAAAAAUUUUCAAUCACAUUAAAGCCACCCCCCCAGAAGUCGGUCUUCAUGUAGAAGAACUUGAUGAUAUGAAACUUGUAUCGGUGGAGAAGACUCCUAUAUUUGAUGACGUCGCUGAAUUGAAGAUUACAGGCAAAGCAGUGACCGGUGGCCUCAACCCUUGGAACCAAGACGUAGCGAUCAGUGAGUAUCAAUUAUUUUGCUCAUUAUUCAAGGUCAAAACAAUUCUUAAAACCGAAAUUGGACGCUGUUUGAAAAUGACAGAAGGUGAAUUUUCCGUGUUCUGUAGCUAUAAAACAUUUGAAAGUGUUCUCAUUGCUUACCAGACAGUGAAGGAAAGGCUAAGAUCCCGAAAUAUAGCAGCCGAAGUUUCUAUAAUAAAAACAGCUGAUGUGCACCUGAAUAAAUUAACUCCAGUAGAUAUCAAAUGUUAAGGACGUAUAUUUGAUAAUACAAUAAUUGAUAGAUGUGUUCUUUUUACACGGAUUUUCCAAUAAUCCACAAUCUGGAUUGUGGAUUAUUGCAAGAAUCCGAAAUUUGGAUUAUAUAAAAUACAAAUCUGGAAAAAAUCCAAAAUCCAAUCAAUCAUAUCUGAAAGCCAAAAUAAAAUGAUAAGACUGUUA